AUGGCAGACAGCGCAGCAGCUCCUCCAGCACCACUACCACCAACAGCCGCAGCCCCGCCCGAGCCCGCUCCCUCGACCUCGACCUCGUCCACCUCCGCCUCAGCUCCAGCACCGCCGCAGCCCACACUCGACCGCGAUGCGCGCAAGCUGAUCCGUGCUGGCGACAACGUCCUCCUCAAGCUCCCCUCGGGCGUCCUCAAGCCCAUAAAGCUCAACCCGGCCUCGUGCAUCUCGCUCGGCAAGUACGGCACCUUCACUGGCGGCGAGCUCGUCGGCAAGGCCUACGGCCACACGUACGAAGUCCGCGACGGCGGCAAGCUCCAGCAGCUCCGUGUCACGCUCAACGAGAUCGAGGAGACCGAGGCCAACAACGAGUUCAUCGCGUCGCAGGGCGCACAGACGCUCUCGCCCGACGAGAUCCAGGCGCUCAAGGACAGCGGCCUGUCGGGCAGGGAGAUCAUCCAGAAGCAGAUCGAGGAGCACAAGUCGUUCGAGCUCAAGACCGAGUACUCCAAGGAGAAGUACCUCAAGCGCAAGGAGGCCAAAUGGAUGCAGGUCUUUACGCCGCUCGAGCCGACCGUGCACCAGAUGGCCCAGUUCCACUUCGACAAGCAGCCGUCCAAGACGCGCGAGCUGCGGCCCGACACGCUCGCCAACAUGCUCGCCAUGGCCAACGUGCGCCCGGGCAGUCGGCUCCUCGUCGUCGAGGACAUGGGCGGCAUGAUCGUCGCCGCCGCCGUCGAGCGCAUGGGCGGCAAGGGCCGCAUCAUGGUCGUCAACGACGCCGACUCGCCGCCCGACCUGCACCUGCUCGACACGUUCAACUUUGGCGCCGCCGAGACGAGCCCGAUCGUGUCGCUGCACUGGGCCGCGACCGACCCGUCCUGGAGCCCGCCCGACCUGCCCCUCGAGGCGGCCAAGCGCAACAACUCGCGCGACGUGCAGAAGCUCAAGAAGCGCAGGGCGGCGUUCGACAAGGCGCGAGAGGCGCGCGAAGAGUUCCUCACCGGCGGCUUUGACGGCGUCAUCAUCGCGGCAGAGUACGAGCCGUACUCGGUCAUCGAGCGGUUGCUGCCGCGCAUCGGCGGCUCGGCGUCGGUCGUCGUCUACUCGCCCCACCUGCCUCUGCUCCUGCCCGUCCUCCUGCGCCUGCGCCAGCACCCGGCCAUCAUCGCGCCGACGAUCCACGAGCCGUUCCUGCGGCAGUACCAGGUCCUGCCCGGGCGCGCGCACCCCGAGAUGCAGGGCAUGGCGAGCGGCGGCUACAUCCUGAGCAUGGUGCGCGUGUGGGAGAACGACGAGGCGAACGCGGUGGGCGUCGGGAGGACGAGGGGCAAGCGCAAGGCUGGUGCGAGGGACGGCGCGGCGGCGAGUGGGACGAGGACGUCGAAGGAGGUGGGUGGUGACGAGGCGGCGAGGAAGAGGGCAAAGGUCGAGGACGACGCGGCGGGUGCGAGCGCGACCGGCGACUCGAUGGUCGUCGACGGCGAGGCGGCAUGA
Messenger RNA from Rhodotorula graminis WP1, 1500 nucleotides. RefSeq lists its product as uncharacterized. Gene Ontology annotation, cellular component: tRNA (m1A) methyltransferase complex; nucleus. Gene Ontology annotation, biological process: tRNA methylation. Lineage: Eukaryota; Fungi; Basidiomycota; Microbotryomycetes; Sporidiobolales; Sporidiobolaceae. The transcript is spliced from 9 exons. The coding region runs from base 1 to 1500 and encodes 499 amino acids. The record is from RefSeq and is a predicted model, not a curated record.